Messenger RNA from Blastomyces dermatitidis ER-3, 1569 nucleotides. Its product is annotated as mitochondrion protein. Gene Ontology annotation, cellular component: mitochondrion. The coding region runs from base 89 to 955 and encodes 288 amino acids. Lineage: Eukaryota; Fungi; Ascomycota; Eurotiomycetes; Onygenales; Ajellomycetaceae. Gene Ontology annotation, molecular function: protein-containing complex binding. The transcript has 4 exons. The record is from RefSeq and is a predicted model, not a curated record.
CCUACAGCUCCGAAAAACAUUUAAGUACACAAUAAUAAUAAAAUAAUUGGUGAUAAUAUACUGACGCCUACGAUCUAAAUUAAUACCAAUGGCGGUGACGAAGAGAAUUGUGGUCGCAGGCGGCAGCGGAUUUCUAGGCUCUAGAAUAUGCAAAUCAGCUGUGACUCGAGGAUGGGAUGUAGUAUCAUUGAGUCGACACGGUGAACCAGCCUGGGAAACUAUUACCUCGUCCUCGCAUGCGCCACGGUGGGCGAAGUCUGUUGAAUGGGCAAAAGCCGAUAUUCUAAAACCCGCCACCUAUAAGCCGUUCCUCAAAGAAGCGUCCGCGGUCGUCCAUUCCAUGGGAAUACUUUUAGAAGCGGAUUACAAGGGCAUUGUACAAGGGAGAGAAUCAGUAAUUAGUGGACUACAGAAAUUGUUCGCAUCCUCUAGGCCCGGAAGCCAAAAUCCGCUACAAAGGCAAGAGGGAGAAGAAUUGAUAGCCAAAGAAGCAGGUGGCCAAUUGACAUAUGAGCUCAUGAAUCGGGACUCUGCUGUCGCUCUCGCGCAAGAAGCCUCCUACGAGCAUGUUCCGACCUUUGCCUUCAUAUCAGCUGCAGCCGGAGCUCCAGUAGUUCCGGAAAGAUACAUCACGUCAAAAAGGGAUGCCGAGGCUCUCGUAUCUUCCAACCUCCCUGGCCUCCGCAGUAUUUUUAUAAGACCGACUUUCAUGUACGAUUCAUCGCGCAAGCUUACAUUACCCAUUGCGCUGGGCGGGAUCGUAGGAUCGGAAGUGAACGCGCUUCUUGGAGGAAGGCUCUCGUUUUUGGGAAUGAUGACUGCAAAGCCGCUAAACGUCAAUAUUGUGGGCGAGGCUGUCGUGGAGGCAAUUGGUGAUGAUGAUGUCCAAGGUGUUGUAGGACCCAAAAAGAUUGAGACGUUAGCAACGAAGGGUUGGAGAAGAUCUAUGCUUUGAUCUGGGGCCAUUGCCUUUCUCCUUUGAAUCCGGUGUUGCGGAGAAAGACGAUUCUCUUCUCGCUUGUACAAUAAAUAUUCUCUCAAAUCAUGGUACCCCGUUCGAAACUGUCUCGAAUUUCCGCAGUAUACUAAACAAUAAAAGUUAGCAAGAAGUACUGUUUAUAAAAUACGCCUCCAACGCACCUUGUUAUAAAACCUCGCCAAUUGUUGGUUGAAUUUCUUAUUCUGGUCAUUGAUGUAGGUAACAUCAUCCUCUUCGUCGCCCCGGCCGCGGUCCUUACGUUUCUUCAGGCGAAUCUCCUCUGCUUUUCUCAAGUCCGCCACCAAUCUAUCAACCGCGGCGCGGUCUGGUUUGUUCUCCGCGAAAUCUACUGAAUCGGCCGUAGAGUAGAAGGUGCCAUUUUUAUCAACCGCAACAAGCUCGCCAUCUUCUGCUUCCACUAUCUGUAGUCCACCGCUUGCGGCAGCUUUUUCCACGGCCAAAAUUUUCUCCUUUUCAUACGCCUCAAGGUCUGGCUGCAUUUGCCUCAUCUGCCUCUUGUAGAUCUUUCGGGCAUCUUGGCGAUAGUCUUGGAAAGCGGUAUCGUCCCUGUGUCUCUGUUUCUUUUCCAU